Messenger RNA from Passer domesticus (house sparrow), 4745 nucleotides. RefSeq names its product ephrin A5 (gene EFNA5). The record is from RefSeq and is a predicted model, not a curated record. The transcript is spliced from 6 exons. Gene Ontology annotation, biological process: ephrin receptor signaling pathway; regulation of cell-cell adhesion; axon guidance. Gene Ontology annotation, molecular function: ephrin receptor binding. Gene Ontology annotation, cellular component: external side of plasma membrane; plasma membrane. NCBI's taxonomy places the organism in Eukaryota, Metazoa, Chordata, Aves, Passeriformes, Passeridae. The coding region runs from base 1295 to 1981 and encodes 228 amino acids.
ACGAUCCCUCCCUGCCUGCCGCUGCAUUCAAGUUUAUUUAUUUGCCUGCUGGCGUAGUAUAUUUUUCCUUGCUGCUCUUGCUGCUGCUUCAGAGGGAAAAGGGGAGCAGCUGUUGGGCAAGACCGAGAAGAUCUGGGGUGAAGUUGAUGUUCACGGGACUGGACCCUGCUUUAUCUCAGAGAGGCUCCGGGAGGCUGAAUCAGAUUUCCGCACCUCGCCGUAUCACUCCAUUCGUUUCCCGAGCAGGAGAGGCCAGCCAAGACCAGCAUCAUCAGAGGAGUUUGCAGGCUUGAUUUUGCACUUCUCCGAGAUUUUGCUUUUCCCCACGCCCUCUCAUAAAACAUUUUUUUUUUAAACGUUCAUCUCCUUGGUUUCCACGCCGCUAUAUUUCUUGGAUUGGCCGUUCUUUUUUUUCCUCCCCCCCGCCUUUUUUUUUUUUUUUUUUUCUUCGCUGUUGCUCAGUCUUUGGUGCAUCCACCGCCCAGGAACAGGAAGGACAAGAAAACCACUCCACAAAGUCUCCUUCAAGACACUCCGUGCUGCAGAACAGGCUUCUCAACUCCGUCAGCGCAGCGAGAAAACUCCUCAGGGCUUUUGCUUCUUCUCCCCCCCUUCCCCUCCCCCCACCUUUUUUUCCCCUUGUUUUUGUUGCUCAUUUGAGGGGAGCGGAGGGCCAGAAAGGAAGACACAAACUUUGUGCUUUGACAUCUGCGGAUACUUCUCCUCCCGUUACCAGCCGGCGGCCUUUAAUAUAUUGCCAAGGCCCCCCGUGGGCUUCCAAGGGAAACAUCUCCUCCUCCUUCCCGCUCCUCAGCCUCGUCUCCCGCUCGUUCGCUCCUUCCAUCCCCGCUCACUCCGGCCGUCAGCGCCGCUGGGGCCGCUCGCAGGGGGCGGAGGAAACUGCUCUCGCCCGCCCGCCGCGCCGGCGGGCCGGUGUAUGUCGUGCCGUGGGCUCCGUGCGGAAUUCCCGGUGAAUGAGAACCGCUCGCUGCUUGCCGCCGCCAUCCGUCUCGGUCCCCACCAGCUCCUGCCGGGGUGAGGCUUCCUGAGGGGCCGCGGAUCACCCUCCCCGCCUGCUGCUCGUCUGCGGCGCUAGGCGCCCUCCGCUCGUUGCGGCGCAGCACGCCGCGGAGCCCACCCCCUCCGCACUUACUUUUUAUUUAUUCGCCCCAGAACUCCCGCGCCCCGGCUCGGUUCUGCCUGCCUUCUCCCCCGAUCCCCCCCCCCCCCCCCCCCCUUUCCCUUUUCUUUAUUUUUCCCGCAUCCCGCCUCGCCGCGCCGCCGGCCGGGCGCGAUGCCGCACGUGGAGAUGCUGCUGCUGGCGGUCGCGGCGCUGUGGGUGUGCGUGCGCGGGCAGGAGCCCGGCGCCAAGGCGGUGGCCGACCGCUACGCCGUGUACUGGAACAGCUCCAACCCCAGAUUCCAGCGAGGUGACUACCACAUUGAUGUCUGCAUCAAUGACUACCUGGAUGUGUUCUGCCCUCACUAUGAAGACUCCGUGCCAGAAGAUAAGACCGAACGCUAUGUUCUGUACAUGGUGAACUUUGAUGGCUACAGCUCCUGUGAUCACACUUCCAAAGGGUUCAAGAGGUGGGAGUGUAAUCGGCCGCAUUCCCCAAAUGGACCAUUGAAGUUCUCCGAGAAGUUCCAGCUCUUCACGCCCUUCUCACUGGGAUUUGAGUUCAGGCCAGGCCGGGAGUAUUUCUAUAUCUCUUCUGCUAUCCCAGAUAAUGGAAGGAGAUCCUGCCUAAAGCUUAAGGUGUUUGUGCGACCAGCAAACAGCUGUAUGAAAACUAUAGGUGUUCAUGAUCGUGUUUUCGAUGUUAACGACAAAGUAGAAAAUUCAUUAGAACCAGCAGAUGAUACCGUACAUGAGUCAGCCGAGCCAUCCCGUGGUGAGAACGCAGCACAGACACCAAGGAUACCCAGCCAGCUUUUGGCAACUCUAUUGUUCCUCCUGGCAAUGCUUUUGAUAUUAUAGCACAGUAUGCUCCGGCAACCUGUCACAGAAAAUACCAGGGUCUUGGAACAUCAAAGAUCCACCUAACUGCUCAUCCCAGGAAAGGGACUUUAUUGUUUUUGCAGAUGUCAAAUUGUUAUUUUUCCCUUUUCUUCUCCCUUUUAGCCUGAACUCAGCAAAAAUUUGAAGGGGAUAACUAGCUUCAGCACCCACCCCUACCUACCCUGUGACUUUCUUAACCCCUCCAUAUAAAUAAAAGGACUCCAAAUGAAAAUGCCAAACUAUAAUAGUGACACUAGUGAUUCUUAUUUUCUUCUGCAUUCUUCUUUAAGAAGUCACCUCUGUUAGCUCACUGUGUCAUCCGUAUGUGGACAAGAAAGUGUAGUGGCAGAUGCAGUCAAUGAGGGAUAAGGAAAGUGAAUGAAAACCUGGGAGUCUUUCUCUGUGAUACAAUAUUUAUGCCUUCUAGUUCAGCACUGUAAGAUGGUCAUGCAAGGCAUUGUGUCACCAUGUCAGGAUUUGAUGGGAGAUAUUAAGAAUAGACAUUACACUAUUUCCUCCAGAAGUUUCUAAAUGAAGGCUUCUGAAAGGGGAAAAUUAUGUUUCUUGUGGGACUCUUGAAAAAUCCUUGAGAGUAAAACUUUUGCUCACAAGUAGAAAUGCUGUCUUUGGUGAGAGGAAAAAGUUAGUAUUUAGGAAUGUUAGCACACAGCAGGCAAGGUCAGAUUUAAGAAACUUCACUGGGGGUGUGAGUGCCUCUGUUAUUUCGUUUUAAGGGGAUAAUGCACACCGGCUUAUUUUAUUUUAAAACAAAUCACCGUGGUGCUAAAUUUUUUUUUCUUGAAAUGCAGAGGCACUUUUGAGAAUAAAGUGACCUUCCCCAGCGCUGACUUAGUAGCUGAUAGCCUUGGAUGCUGCUCUGGGUGUUAAUACAUGCUAAAAAAGGACAUCGGUGGCCAGAGGAAACAUGUUUGGGACACAAGAUCUCCAGUGUUGUCUUGAUUUGUCUCUCCUGUAAGUUCCUCAAUCAUGGGAAUAAAUCACAUGUAGAAGCCAGGGCAGUCUAAUAGCAUUGUUUGGUGGGGGAAAAGAAAAUAAGUGUGGAAUAUAAAUUCAAUGUUGAUUUUUUAUCUUUUCCCCUUCCAGCACAGUUUGAAGAGUAGAGGAAACAUAUUUAUCAGCUGGAGAUAAACUAGAUGGGCUCCCAAAGACUUAACAAAAUAUUUUUUUAAAAAUCCAUUAGAAUAGAAAAUACAUUAUUUAGAUAUACUUUAUGCUGAGAGUGAGUAUAUAUGCUUGUCCUAUUUAAAUGUGAGAGAAGUGGUAACCCUUGAUGGAAUUAGGAGUGACCUGUUUAAGGAAUCUGAGCCUUGGCUAACAAAACUUGAAAAAGUAAUUUGCCAGGAAGUGCAAGCCUUGGGUUAUUUUUUGGCUAGACUGCCAUGAAAUUCGGACUGCUAAGCAUAAUCAGUGAAAUUUCAGACCCAGACUGAAACAGAGCUUUUCUGAUAAAAACUGUGGUAAUUAAGUUAUAGGUGAAACAAAACAUGGAGCGUAUUCAAGCAAAACAAGAUUUUUCUAUAUUAAGUAUGAAGAAAAUUUCUGCCGUAACAAAACUAAUUGAUGCAAUUAGUGGACACCGCUUCAGAGACUUUAUAUUUUUAAAUGAAGAAAGGCCUUCCAGAAGUUGAGGCAGGAGAGAGGAAAAUAAAUUUGAUGUGUAAAGAGAGGUUUUAUGCAUGCUGAGCUAUGACCUGGGCUUGCCUGAUAUCAUACAUGUUCAUGAAUACAGGACCUACAGGAGGAAUGCAGGAAAUUCGCUCUAGUGUGAAGUGCACAGAAUAAAGAUACACGGUCCAAACAGUGAGAGAAGUCAUCAUCUUAUUACAGGCUGUACGGUACUUUGCUCUCUUUAAGCUGUAUAUACUUGAUACACACACUAAUACUUUCUGAAGGUAGGAAUUAAAAAGCUUUGGAUGAGGUAAGCUUAAUCAGAAUGCACCUUACCAAAUGGAUUGUUAACCAGAGUACAGAUAAUAUUGCAUGAUGUGUAACCAUAUUAAAAUGAUUUACAGUAAUUGCAGGCAGUCACACAAGUAGUGCAGAUUUGAUAUAGAAAUGGUGACAUUUGUCAUCCUUUGUCUCUGAAUGGUGUUAAAGUCAUCCAUUUACCCACAGCAAAGGAUUGUCACUAGUGUUACUCCUGGUGAAACUCACCCCUUCACGUUGUCCGGGAGCCUUGCUGCAUAUGUGAGGGACAACACAAGCGAUGAUCCUUGGGCUGCCCAGCGUGGCUGGAAGCAGCAUUCCAGGCACUGCCAGUUUCAUACUUGAUGGCAUUAGGCAAUCCCAGUCAUACCAAAUUCAUAAAUGUUGGUGGGUUUUGUGUUGUGUUGCAAACCUCUGGAUGCUUUAAGUGCAGAUGUUGCUGAAAAUUAAGGAGUUUUUUGCUCCCUUACUCUUCAUCUGCCCCUGCUCAAGCCUGAGGUACUGAUUCUCCCCAGCCAUAGUGGGUUACUUGCACCCAUGACCUGCACUCCUGGCUGCCAAGGGCAUUGCAAUGUGAACCAGGCGAAAUAGGAAUCAGUCAGUUUAGUGGAUACUGUGUAUCCUUCAAUAGACAAGGUAACAUUUUGUGUUAGUUUAGAAUAUUGUUUUGUACUGUACUUACCUGGAUGGCGAAGGAAAGACAAGUAAAACUUAAAGCUACAUUCUUUAAAUUCUGUAUUAUUAGCAACAUCUGUUGUAUAUAGUGUUUGAUAAUAAAGUAUUAAUUUGAUUCUUA